Molecule: messenger RNA, 2214 nt
Organism: Beta vulgaris subsp. vulgaris (sugar beet)
Lineage: Eukaryota; Viridiplantae; Streptophyta; Magnoliopsida; Caryophyllales; Amaranthaceae
Product: probable mediator of RNA polymerase II transcription subunit 26c
Exons: 10
Coding region: 738-1799 (353 amino acids)
Cellular component (GO): nucleus
Source: RefSeq, a predicted model, not a curated record
AGGUUGAAAAAAAAACACCUAAAAAAAGAAAGAAAAAUGGGAGACCUAAAGUCCUAAUUAUUCCCCCCUCAUACAAUCUGACAAAAAAUCCAAACAGCCCCCCUAGAAUUCUGUCUCUUGGGCUCUCCCACUGGCACCCACAGACACACAAAUCCCACAAAAAAGAAAGAAAGAAAGAAAGAAAGAAAGAAAGAAAGAAAGAGAAUUUUCUUAAAAUUAAUAAAACUCAUCAAAAUCUUAUUCUUCAUCUUCUUCACAAAAAAAAGUUUGCUUCUUUCUUUUUUUUCCCGAGUUUAAGCAUAUAAUUGUACUAUUAUUGUUAUUAUAAUAAUAAUUAUUAUAUAGUAGUAUUCUUCAUCAUAAAUCACACUGCAUUAGAUUAUUAGUUAGUAUAAGUAUACAAGUACAACCCAAUACAAAUUCAAUAGUUAUAUUAAUAUAUACUUCUACAAAUUAAUUAAAUAAAAACCCAAUUAUGUCAAAAUUUCUAUAGCAAAAUUUUCCUGCAAAAGCAAACAAAGAAGACCCAUUAGAAGCGAAGAAAGGAGGUCUCUCAUAAAAAGUUUUGAUUUUUAUCAUGUUUUAAGAACAACUUCAAAGUCAGAUCUACAGAUCUGUUUAUUGUUGUUUUUGCAGAAGUAUUGGGUAUUGUUAAUAAAGUGAGAAAGUAAGGAUUUUUAAUUUUUUUGGGUUGUUUUGAUUUGGUUUGUUAAUUGUGUAAAUAGAGUGUUUUUAGGAUGGAUUUGGAUGAUUUCAGAAUGAUUUUGGGGAAUUCUGGGGUGGAUAUAUGGGGGUUAAUAGAAACUGCAAUAAAAGUAGCAUCAUUGGAAUAUAGGGAUGAACUUAAAGUUAGGAGAGAUGGUAUUGUUGAGAAAUUAUACACAAAUUGUCAUAACUAUGAAAGACCACCUUCUAAUGGGUUUGCCACAAAUGCUGUGGUUGAUGCUGUUUUUGGGACUGAGAAUGAGAUUGUGCCCAAUAAAUCUGUUUCGCCUUCGACUCCGGUUUCGAUCGGUGGUGGCGAUGAUGAGGAGGAGGAGGGGCAGGAACAGGAGCAGAAUAGAAGGUUUGUUGAGAAUCUGGAUGAGGAAGAUGAAGAUGAUGAGCUCAGAAGAGUUUUAUCUAUUAAAGAACAGAUUGAAGAUCCUCAUCAGUCUGAGGAUUCAGUGGUUGAUUUGCUUCAAAGUUUAGCUGAUAUGGAUAUCACAUUCAAAGCUCUUAAGGAAACUGAUAUUGGAAGGCAUGUGAACCAUUUGAGGAAACACCCGUCUGGCGAUGUUCGGAGAUUAGUCAAGCUGCUUGUCAGAAAAUGGAAGGAUUUGGUUGAUGAAUGGGUUAGGUCAAACACACCUGGUGAAGUCCAAUCUUCUAGUAAUCUUAUUGCUGAUGGAGACUCGCCGUUGCAAACUGUUUCAAGGAAUCACCAAAACGGUAAUCACAAUCAGGUUCCUGAUUUUGCUUACUCUCCAAAUCCACACAAUGGAAGUUCGGGAUCCGAUAAGAACAAUUCGGAGUUGGAACCUAAGCGAAAAGCUCCUCUCCCCCCUCCCCGGAGAGACCCUCCGGCUAAGCCCAUGAAGAGUGCUUCUCCAGCAUCAGCUCCUCCACCCAAUAGGCAAAAACAGGUGCAAGCGGACGCAGACAGGCUGGCUUCUGCUAGGAAACGGCUUCAGGAGAACUACCAAGAAGCUCAAAAUGCCAAAAAGCAAAGAACAAUCCAAGUGAUGGACAUCCACGAGAUACCAAAACCCAGGAAUGCCUUCUUUGGAAGAAACAAAGGUGGCUUUCAGAGGCACUAGUAUAUGUUGUCUUAUCGAGUUUAAGAUAUAGAGAAACAGACAUUCCUAUACGUGAGGCUUUUCCGGAACCAAAUAGGAUGAAAACCCAAGAAGAAAAACGAGGUGGAAAGUAAUGGUUUCUCUUUGUCUCGUGACAUUUCGAGUAUGAAUUUUUCUGGAACAAUGUUCCCCCGUUUUGAUGGUUUCCCCCCAUCGAUUAUUCUUAGUAAUUUGUUGAAGCAACUCUACAAUAAUUGUGGACUGACUUGAGUAUAAGGGGGGUUCCCCAAGUGGUGAUUUUACUAAUUUUGUACAAAGCUUUAAAACUUCUUUGUUUUUGUAGGAUUUUCUUAGGGAGAUUGUACCCUACAUGUAAAAAAUGGAGGUGGUUUUUUUGCACUCAUCAACUAUAAGAGAUGAUUAAGAUCUUUUGUUA